AUGGCUGAUCCAUAUGCGCUUCUCUCCAGCAAUGGAUAUGGCUUUGGAUAUGUCGGAUAUGGCUAUGGCUACACCCGCUGGUAUCACUACGGGUAUGGGUACGGUGCCGGCAUGAUCACAUACCAUCAGUCCUCUGACAUGUACAUGGAGAUUGAUAUGGCGUACAGGCGCCGUUUGAGUGACGCGGGGUCGUCAGUGGAGGACGUGCGCGCACAAAUGAACAGUGCCUUGCAGCUUCCGCCGGGGCUGAAGACCAGCAUGGUCGUGAAGACUGCUGCGACACGGCGCCUGGCACAGAAUGGCACAGAGCUACCCCGACGAUCACGCCGCCGAUUGAACACAGAUGUGGGAGUCAUCUCGUUUCGCAUUGCCACUCAAGGCGAUAGCGCUGUUUCUACAGACGCCGUCGCAGAGGAGAUGAAGCAGCAGGUGACCAAGGGCAAGGGCGGGAUGAAUGCGGCGCUCUCGAGCCUGGGAUCCGUCAACACGAAGGCAGGCCUUGCCGUUGCCACGACGGAGGUUGAGAUCGACACUGGCGCCAACAGAUCCAACCGCUCCGGACAGGGAAGGCGGAAUCGCAAUGCGACGACCUCCACGACAACGAUCAACGCUGACGCGUCGCCCUUCUCACUCAUCUCCGAAGCGUUGGAGGGCGCGGCUGCAGCUGCUGCAGCCAUGCUCCGUGGCGAGGGCAGCGCAACAUUGGAAACUCCGGUGGGUCAGGUGACGUUCUUGGAGCUAAUACCUCCGUCGGAUGAUAGAGCCGUGAUGCAAGUGGAGAACCUGUCGCAGAGAAGCUCGCCAGUUACAGUGUCUUUGCCAUCGGCAUUGGUCACGAAACUUUGCCAAGCAGGACGCGUGGUGCUGCAGGUCUAUGAGUUCAGCGAUAGCCUGCAGUCACAGGAUGAAGCAGGACACAGCGUUGUUGCGCAGUCCGGUAUGGUGGACGUCUCCAUUCUACAGGAGAUGCCGACAGCGGACAACGCGACAAACGUGACAGUUGACAACUCCACUGUCAGCCUUACAACGGUCACGAUCACGGACGUGGAGGACGAAGUUCUCAUCAGAUUGUCUGAUGCCCAGCCGCAAAGUGCAGACCGAUGUGCGUUUUUUGACGAGGGGUCGAAGAAAUGGGCCUAUGCUGGCACAGCUCUCGACAGAAGCCCUGCACGGUCCGGCACCUGGUGUCGCGCAUCGCACCUGACGCUGUUCGUCGUCAUUCGUGCGGUGGACAGCGACGAAUCUUCCAGCCAGCAGAGCCAUUUGAAAGUUUUGGUCGUUGGAGUUGUAAUCGGCGCCAUCUCGUUGGGGCUCCUCGGCGGGCUUUGCGCGGUGGUGGUCGGCUACUGCUCCGGUUCCCCGAAGAAGCACAGCAAGCUCAAGGACGACGUGGAGGCAGAUGCAGUUCAUGCAACGUCACAAGACGCUCCUCCAAACAAUGACGACAAUUCGUCGAUUUUGGACAACAACAACGCUGCGGAGGUCGACAAUUCGUCGGUUUUGGACAACAACGUUGCGGAGGCAAAGACCGAGAUCAAUCCCCAAGGGAACGACUCGAUUAUCAUUGAGGUCGAUCAUCCGGAUGCCGACGCAGACCCCAUGGAAGCUGCGGAGUUGUGA
Molecule: messenger RNA, 1620 nt
Organism: Symbiodinium sp. CCMP2592
Lineage: Eukaryota; Dinophyceae; Suessiales; Symbiodiniaceae
Source: the annotation of a GenBank genome assembly